Molecule: messenger RNA, 456 nt
Organism: Caenorhabditis remanei
Lineage: Eukaryota; Metazoa; Nematoda; Chromadorea; Rhabditida; Rhabditidae
Exons: 3
Coding region: 1-456 (151 amino acids)
Biological process (GO): fatty acid transport
Cellular component (GO): cytosol; nucleus
Molecular function (GO): fatty acid binding
Source: RefSeq, a predicted model, not a curated record
AUGUUCGCUGCUUUCAUCAGAACCGCUCAUUGUGCAAUGAAAAACAUGCCAAUCCAAACCGAUAUCGUUGGAAAGUGGAACUUCGUUUCUUCGGAGAACUUCGAUGACUACCUCAAGGAGGUUGGAGUCGGAUGGGCCGUCCGUACCAUUGCCACCAAGACCAAGCCAACUCUCGAGUUUGCCAUCAAGGGAGACGAAUGGACCAUGAACUCCAACUCGACUUUCAAGAACUACACUAUCACCUGGAAGCUUGGAAAUGCCAGCGAUGAGAAGACCGCCGAUGGACGUGAGGUGUCCAGUGUCUUCAACAUCGAAGGAGACAAGCUCGUUCAACUCGAGACCGGUAAGGGAGGAGGAAAAGACUCCCGUAUCGAGAGAUACAUCGAGAACGGAAAGCUCGUCAUUGUCUGCACCUGCAACGGAGUCAAGUGCACCCGUGUCUACGAGAAAGCAUAA